UUUGGAAUUCAUGUUUUCAGUUAACAAUGAAGGCGUUUGAAGUUGGUGGAACCACCCUUUGUCUUGCCCUUUUCAGCGAUGUUACUAAUUCUAAAGAACUAUUGGACUUAAUGCAGUCUGCAACACUGGAGCCAGAAGUAGCGUUUCUGAAUGCAUCACUUAUCCCCGAUGUAUUUCCUGUUUUAGCAGCUGCACACAAGACACUUGUAGCUAAAUCACGGGGUUCACUGACUACACGGACCCUCCAUUCUGAGCUUGUUUACAACUUCUCGGGAUCUAAGCAUAUUUCAGAGUCUUUGAAAAGGUGUGGUAUCGCAGACAACACAAGCUACAUCCUGGCAGCACGCUUUGGUGCUUCGGCUGAUGAGAUGGUGGCCAUAGAAAAACUCAUAAAGGGCAAUGAGAUUGACCUGAAGGAAUUGGAACAAAGAAUAAACCAGGCUCAGAUUCAAAAGCAUUACAAGAUAUCUAAUCUGGAGCUGGAGAUAUCGUCACUUGCAGAUGCUAUAACCUGCAGAAUUGCUGCCAGAGACGCUUUAUAAGCAUUGCACGCCUAUGACACUCUUUAUUUCAUCUUUUUAUGUGUAAACUAUUAUGUCAGAAUCUCGACAAUAACUUUCCAAACCUUGUGUUAAAAUACCCAUUUGCUACUCUGACCGUUCAAUAGACAUUACAAACCUCCCCUCA
Solanum verrucosum is the source of this 687-nucleotide messenger RNA. RefSeq lists its product as uncharacterized. The record is from RefSeq and is a predicted model, not a curated record. Bases 27 to 542 code for a protein of 171 amino acids. Gene Ontology annotation, cellular component: EKC/KEOPS complex; cytosol; nucleus. Gene Ontology annotation, biological process: tRNA threonylcarbamoyladenosine modification; telomere maintenance via recombination. The transcript is spliced from 6 exons. NCBI's taxonomy places the organism in Eukaryota, Viridiplantae, Streptophyta, Magnoliopsida, Solanales, Solanaceae.